Messenger RNA from Temnothorax curvispinosus, 1297 nucleotides. RefSeq names its product UPF0598 protein CG30010-like. The record is from RefSeq and is a predicted model, not a curated record. Bases 448 to 1101 code for a protein of 217 amino acids. NCBI's taxonomy places the organism in Eukaryota, Metazoa, Arthropoda, Insecta, Hymenoptera, Formicidae. The transcript has 5 exons.
CGACCGCAGUUACCGACCGUCGUUUCUAACCUCCUCUUUGACUGCAAAAACUAACCUAAAAUUAGGACUCGCUGAUUAUAAGACUGGAUUGUGUUGCACUUUUUAUGUCAAAAUGCGAAAUACGUGAUUGAAAAGAUAAAUUUGCCGAUAAACAAAGCGAAUUUGUAUAAUUCAGCAAAAUUACGACGGAACUAUGACAUGGACAGGCGAUACUUGCGAGAUUUGAUGUUUGAUGAGCUCGCAGAUUCUUACAUAUACAUAUAAUUUUAUCAAUAUAUAUAAAAAAAUUUAACUUGUUUAUUAUGUACAAUUGAUUCAACGCGACGUAAGGUGAUGUCAAACUGUGAUAGAGACGCAGCUUUAGUAGGUCUACUUUAAAAGAGAGCUCGAAGUCCCCUUGGUUAUAUCGCGAUCUAAUUCCAAGUUAUUGAAUUCAUAUCCAUUGAAAUGACGUCGAUAUUUUGUAUACGCACUGGCUUUGCGAUAAGCCGAAGACUUCCUUCGCCCAGGACUCCCAAGGGAAGUUAUGUGACGUACAUUCAGGGUCAAUCUCCUCAGCCCCGUGUACGAGAGUACUUCUAUUACGUCGACCAUCAAGGCAUGUUGUUCCUGGAUGACGUUCGCAUAAGGAACUUUACCUCUUGCUUUAAAGAUAAAAAAUUCCUGGCGUUCUUUUUCAAACACCUGAGGAAAAAUACUACCGGACGUUACACGGACGACUUUCCGUUCCUGUCAAUCUGCGGCGUGGAGAGAAACUUUGUCAGAUGCGACGACUUGCCGUUGGUCUUUACAAAGGUGAUUCGGAAACGUAACGUGGAAACUGGCGCGGAAGAGGACUGGUUCAGUUACGCGCACGCAGAUGACUUAUUGAUGGUGCCGUUCGAGCCGCAAAGAUUAUUUAUGAACAUAAAAACAGGAAGAGUAUAUCACCCUGCGACGGAGAAAGCGGGUGGGAUCGGCUUGGUGAGGUCCAAUCUGGCUAUCGAAUUCAGCACCUCGUUCAACUUCGAAAACGGCGAGGGAAAUGCGCCGACACAUUUCGUGUGGAGAGACAAGCGAUACCAGCUUGACACGGAAUGGUACAGAGACAAGUUGUCAUGAAUAAUUAGACGAAAAUAAUGAAACUUUAUUCUUAAUUUAAGUAUAAGCAGAUUGCGCAACAUAGAAAAGUGAUUCUCCGAUGAUCUGGAGAUGAACGUAUUAUUUAAUUUCAACAACAUAUUCCUCUUUUCUAUAGUUUUAUCAGAGAUAUAUAUUUUGUGUAAAUCAUACUUUUGUAAAUAUACGUAAAUUUAUA